This is a messenger RNA of Podarcis raffonei (Aeolian wall lizard), 1856 nucleotides long. It is a transcript of the gene NAP1L1, whose product is annotated as nucleosome assembly protein 1 like 1. Gene Ontology annotation, molecular function: chromatin binding; histone binding. The transcript has 15 exons. Bases 120 to 1337 code for a protein of 405 amino acids. Gene Ontology annotation, biological process: nucleosome assembly. Gene Ontology annotation, cellular component: chromatin; nucleus. The record is from RefSeq and is a predicted model, not a curated record. Lineage: Eukaryota; Metazoa; Chordata; Lepidosauria; Squamata; Lacertidae.
UAUGAGCGCGAGCGGCGGGAGCUCGGGUCUUUUUACCGCCAGCCGCGCGGCGCUUCUCCCUCGCUCCUGAGUCACUGCGAGACCCGGCCUCGCGCAGGGGUUUUCUGAGGUCUGGGAAAAUGGCAGACAUUGACAAAGAUUCAAAUUCCUGUUUUGACUUGGAAUUUAAUAGCAAAGAACAGGCUGAGCUGGACCAGCAAGAUAUGGAAGAUGUUGAAGAGGUAGAAGAGGAAGAAACUGGAGAGGAUGCUAACAGUAAAGCACGCCAGCUGACUGUACAAAUGAUGCAGAAUCCUCAAAUUCUUGCAGCCCUUCAGGAAAGACUUGACGGUCUGGUUGGAACACCUACAGGAUAUAUAGAGAGCUUGCCUAAAGUAGUUAAGAGACGCGUAAAUGCACUCAAGAAUCUUCAAGUUAAAUGUGCACAGAUAGAAGCAAAGUUCUAUGAAGAAGUUCAUGAAUUGGAAAGGAAAUAUGCUGCUCUUUAUCAGCCCUUGUUUGACAAGAGGAGUGAAAUCAUCAAUGCAGUUUAUGAACCUACUGAAGAAGAAUGUGAAUGGAAAACAGAUGUUGAAGAAGAAAUUUCAGAGGAAAUGAAAGAGAAAGCCAAGCUUGAAGAAGAGAAAAAAGAUGAAGAAAAAGAUGACCCUAAAGGAAUUCCUGAAUUUUGGCUGACUGUGUUCAAGAAUGUUGACUUACUCAGUGAUAUGGUUCAGGAACAUGAUGAACCAAUUCUGAAACACUUGAAAGAUAUUAAAGUGAAGUUUUCAGAGGCUGGGCAGCCUAUGACUUUCACAUUAGAGUUCCACUUUGAACCCAAUGAAUAUUUCACAAAUGACGUGGUGACAAAAACAUACAGAAUGAGGUCAGAACCUGAUGAUUCAGAUCCUUUCUCCUUCGAUGGACCAGAAAUUAUGGGUUGCACAGGGUGCCAAAUAGAUUGGAAAAAGGGAAAAAAUGUUACUUUGAAAACUAUCAAAAAGAAACAGAAGCACAAGGGGCGUGGAACAGUUAGAACAGUGACAAAAACAGUUUCCAACGAUUCUUUCUUCAAUUUUUUCUGUCCUCCUGAAGUUCCUGAAAGUGGAGACUUGGAUGAUGAUGCUGAAGCAAUUCUGGCAGCUGAUUUUGAAAUCGGUCACUUUCUACGGGAGCGCAUAGUUCCACGAUCAGUAUUGUAUUUCACAGGAGAAGCCAUUGAGGAUGAUGAUGAUGAUUAUGACGAAGAGGGUGAGGAGGCCGAUGAUGAGGAAGGGGAAGAAGAAGCGGAUGAGGAAAAUGAUCCAGAUUAUGACCCCAAGAAGGAUCAAAACCCAGCAGAAUGCAAGCAGCAGUGAAACAGUGUGUAUGUGGCCUUGAGGAUUAUCUGCACUGUAAUAGCCUAAACACAACUAUUAGUUACUUACAGCCUUAUGUUUUGUAUCUUGGUAGAAUUAAGUAAACAAUUUGUUAAAACAAACUGACAGAACCAGUUUAAAAUGUAGGUUCCUUGUACCUAGCAUUUUAAUAGUACUUUUCUGCCAAAAUGUAGAAUGCAGUAAAUCCCUAAAGCAUGAAUAGUUAAUUCAUUGCUAUAUAUAGUUUGGUUCUUGUGAAGUCUGUUGUCAUGUAGCUAUUAGACUGCAGCUGUGAAGAUACCAGAACUGUUGACGGAGACCAAUCUUUGCCUCCUUUCCUGAAGAACCAACCAAAUCUGUCAAUUUCCAUCAAGACCACAUUGGACGUUCAUAACUGUCUGCUUGUUUAUGCUCUAGGUUUUUGUAUUUUGUGAUGGUGACCUACAGAAAAAAAAACUAGAGACAUCAUAUUAAGGUUGUUUACCACUGGGGUGUGAAUAAACCUAGUAUUUUCAGAAA